Messenger RNA from Aspergillus glaucus CBS 516.65, 612 nucleotides. RefSeq lists its product as uncharacterized. The coding region runs from base 1 to 612 and encodes 203 amino acids. Gene Ontology annotation, molecular function: catalytic activity. Lineage: Eukaryota; Fungi; Ascomycota; Eurotiomycetes; Eurotiales; Aspergillaceae. The record is from RefSeq and is a predicted model, not a curated record. Gene Ontology annotation, biological process: nucleoside metabolic process. The transcript has 2 exons.
AUGCGGCAUGAACGGACAGAGGAUGAGGAUAAUCCAGCAAUUCACUAUGGCCUGAUUGCUUCAGCAAACCAGUUGAUGAAGGACGCUUCAAUUCGAGAUAGACUUGCUGCAGAGAAGGAUGUUCUGUGCUUUGAGAUGGAAGCAGCAGGGCUGAUGAACCACUUUCCAUGUCUGGUUAUUUGCGGAACUGGUCAAUGGCUUCUAGAAUCCACCAAAUAUCAGGGUUGGCUAAAGUCUGAUAAGCAGAUGCUAUUCUGUCCAGGGAUUCCUGGGGCUGGAAAGACAAUUCUCACUGCAGUUGUGAUUAAUGACCUCAUGAUGCAGUGCUUUACUAACCAAACCAUUGGUCUUGCAUACAUCUACUGCAACUUCCAGUGGAAAGACAAGCAGAAGGCUGAAGACUUACUAGCAAGUAUACUCAAACAACUAUCCCAGUGUCAAUCUUCUCUACUGGAAAGUGUGAAAGAACUUUAUGAACAACAUAAGGAUAGAUGGACACAGCCAUCACUAGAUGAAUUGUCAACAGCUCUCCAAUUUGUGCUGGUAACAUAUUCAAGAGUCUUCUUUAUUGUUGACGCACUUGAUGAAUGCCAGGCAUCAGAUGGCUGCUGA